Saccharomycopsis crataegensis is the source of this 1515-nucleotide messenger RNA. RefSeq lists its product as uncharacterized. The transcript has a single exon. The record is from RefSeq and is a predicted model, not a curated record. Gene Ontology annotation, biological process: transmembrane transport. Lineage: Eukaryota; Fungi; Ascomycota; Saccharomycetes; Ascoideales; Saccharomycopsidaceae. Bases 1 to 1515 code for a protein of 504 amino acids. Gene Ontology annotation, cellular component: membrane.
AUGGCAGACGCAGCUGUGACACUAAGUUUAUCGACGGCUAUCUGGUCUUCGGUCAAACCGAUUCUCAAAAUCUACUUCAUCAUCUUCACAGGGUUUGUCCUCGCCCGGAAAAACAUCUUGACCGUUGAGACUUGCCGAAAUUUGUCGGAUUUGGUGGUCACCGUUGCCCUUCCUUCAUUAACUUUCAGCAAGCUCGUUGCUAAUCUCUCUUACGAAGAUGCCAAAUCCAUCGGGGUAUUGUCAUUUACCUGUGUUCUUUGUUUGUGUUUUGGUGGGAUCUUUGGAUUUAUUCUUAACUACAUCACCCCUGUGCCAAAGGUAUUCUAUUAUGGGUUGAUUUGCUCAGGGAUGUUUGCAAAUAUCGGUGAUUUGCCUAUUGCUUUUAUUCAAAGUAUUCCAAGCGUGAUUUUCGAUAGUUCAAUGGUGGAUAAAGGAGUGGCAUACAUUUGCAUUUUCUCAUUUGCCAUGAUGUUUGUGUUCUUCAAUUUAGGCUGUGCUAAUCUUAUCGGUUUGGAUUUCAAAAACGAUGACGAUGAUGAGUUGCCUUGUGACGUUACCAGUGAGGAUAAAGAUGCUGGUGACGGUGAAGUGUCUUUCUCUUCUUCUUCUUCCCAGAUUGGAAACUCUGAAAACCCAGGUAGUGUUAGCGCCCAGCAUUCAGCAUCGCAAGCCAGGCCACGGGCCUUGAGCUCGGCAUCCAGGCCAGCGGCAUCGAUUCUAACCUUAGAAACUUCAGGAGGAGUUGACGGAAUUCUUCAUGAAUACAGCCAGUUCAAUGAUGCCGAAGAAAGGAAUGCCAUAGACCCAUUGGAUCAAUUGAGUGUUGUACGGACUCACACAAAGCAGCAACAGGAGAAACCCGACGUUGAUAACAACGAUACUGAGUCCUUGAAAACCGUUCAUAAAAAAUCUUUUGUGGAAAAGUUUCAUCUUUCGCCAUUGUUAUUCGUUCUUCGGAACUUUAAACGUCCUGCCUCGAUUUCGGUCAUUGCUGGAUUGACGGUUUGUCUUAUACCUUGGCUCAAGGCAUUGUUUGUGGGAUAUCACAAUCAUGUCGAUUACCCAAACGCCCCAGACGGGAAACCUGCCCUCCAUUUCAUCAUUGAUAUUACUAGUACGAUUGGUAAUGCACAAGUGCCUUUAGGAUUGACCAUUCUUGGAGCCACCUUGGGACGCCUUGAAUUCAAGACGGUUACCAAAGGGCUAGUCAUCACCUCUCUUGCUAUGGCGUUUGUUAGAUUGGUAGUUAUGCCGAUUAUUGGGGCAGCUUUGAUGACCAAAUUCAAACACUUGGGCUGGUUUAAUGACGAUAUGGCGACGUUUUUGGCGGUAUUGAAUUGGGGAUUGCCUUCGAUGACAGUGCUAGUUUAUAUCACUGCGUUUUUCACCCCCAACACUGGCCCACAUGUGCAAAUGGACUGUGUGGCGAUUAUUUUGUUGACCCAGUACGCCUUCUUGAUCAUUUCGUUUCCGAUUUUGACUACCUAUACUUUGAAGCAUAUCUUAAGCGAUUGA